AUGUCCAAAGCCCCUUCAGAACUUGAAGCACGUGAGGUUCUGGUGGUCCCGGAGAAUGAAGAAGAUGCUGCUGUGCUGGAGGACGUCCCUGAUGCAUAUGCGCCCGACGAUGACGGUUCACCACUCGUCGACCUUCGGCCACUGCUAAUGAAGGUGAAGAGGAUUGUUCGCUUCUUUCGCACCAGCGAUGUUGCAUCAAGACUAUUGGUGGAAAUGCAGCUCCAGGAUGGCAAGCAGGAGCAUGAUGCAAUAAAAUUAAUCCAGGAAGUCAGGACCCGGUGGAAUUCUUGCUAUUACUUGUUGGAGCGCUUCUUGAAGUUGUCCGAGCCUGUCAGCCGGGUCCUCUUACAGCUGCAGAGGGAGAGAGGAGCCACUCGGAGAAAGCCGCCCAAUCUAAUCUCUGGUGACCAGUUUGACGUCCUUAGCGAAGUAAAGGACCUACUAAAGCCAUUGGAGGAAGCCACGCUUAUGGUUUCGAAGGGUCGUUCCGUGACACUCAACGAUGUAAUCCCGAUGGUGUACGGCCUAAAGCAGGGUAUCCACAGCUUUCAGCCCAGUCACCCCGUCACUCUCAAUCUGCAGCAAAAGCUGCUCUCAGAAGUGAACACACGAUUUAGUGGCAUCGAGUACCUGCGCCCGUACGCGGCCGCGACAAUUUUGGACCCACGGUACAAGAAGUAUGUUUUCGAACAUCCUCAGGCGGUGGCAAUGAUCGUCCGGUACCUAAGUGGAAAAGUUGCUGAAAAGGUUGGUGCUGCCGGCCGCGCUCUAGAAGAGGAUCUUGCUAGGCCGAAUACGUCGCCUCCUUCUUAUGGCAUCUGGACCGCCGUUGACCAGGCACUUCGCCAUAACUGCACUGGUACAAUGGGUCAAGAGUCGGAAAGCCAAAUGCCUUCGCAAUUGAAGGCAUACUGUAACAACCCCGUCGUUGAUCGUCGUGCCAAUCCCAGGCCGCUGGAGACGUGGCACCGCAUGCGUGUGGGUUUGGAGCACGUAUUCGAAGUAGCGAUGGAGUUUUUGUCGAUCCCAGCAAUAUCUAAUCAGUACUGCCCAUGGGAAGCUGAGUUGUCUUGGUUGAAUGACAACUACAUAAAGGUUAAUGCUGCCCUGAUGCAGUACUGCCACGAGUGUGGCUUCGCUUUCCUGGGUGGUCUCGUGGAUGACUGGCCCAGCUACCUGAGCAGAGAUGGUGUCCGGCCAAGCCGCUUUGGUAACAAGGUGCUGAAAGACUACCUGUACCAGGUGGCCUGCAGCCUGUCCAUCCAUCUGGAGAGCAAGCCGCAUCCAGCAGUGCUACAAGGAGACCCAGGCACCUUCUUCAUGGACCAGCUGAACUCGGCAGGACAGCAUCCCUGCCAUCUCUGA
Molecule: messenger RNA, 1365 nt
Organism: Dermacentor silvarum
Lineage: Eukaryota; Metazoa; Arthropoda; Arachnida; Ixodida; Ixodidae
Product: zinc finger BED domain-containing protein 4-like
Exons: 4
Coding region: 1-1365 (454 amino acids)
Source: RefSeq, a predicted model, not a curated record